CGAAAACGACGCCGAGCAGCAGCAGGAGAGGAGGAGGUGGAGGUGUAGGAGGAGGAGGACAGCAUCACAAAGUUUCAGGCUGCCGCUGAGAACCCGUGGCAUCAGCCCAGAUGUGUUUGGCCUCUUCUGGUGCACGAGAUUUUGCGACCCACCGCCCCAAUUCUCCGCUCCACUGUAAGCUCAAUAAUGUAAUCAGCUGCGCAGACGGCCUUCGCUUCAGCAAGGUGGUAAGCAAAUCCAACCUGCUGUAACUCAUCCAUCCUUGACAUCAUGCCUGCAGAGAAUGUCACUCGAGCCGGUUGUGAACCUCAACUUGAAUGCUCUUCCCUCAACUGACUCUUUCACAAGAGCUAUUUCCUACCUCUUGUUACUUCACCAUCAGGCUUUUUUUUUUUUGUGUGUGGCUCACAUCCCAAAGGGAAAUGGUGAGAAGAACUUCUCUGGACACUUGACGCCUCUGCUCCACUUAUCACUCUUUAUCUUGGUACGCAGUGGGAGAACUUUUUGCAGUCAUUCUGAACAUACCAUUUCCUAUUUUUGCAAGAGAGUGUUAAAACCUUAUUAGUAUUGGUAACCUGGUGUUUAUAAGCUUCUCAACCUAACUGCUUCUCUGUCUUAAUUAGCACGGCAUCAGUUCCCAAAGCAUUGACCUUGUCUUGCAGUGAUUUCCUGUCUUCCCUGAUUAUUGGCCUAAAAAUAUUAUCACCCGUGGGCUAUCAUUACAGAUGGCUUUGCAAUUCCCCUCAUAAAUAUCUGCAUUCAUGCAAAAGUGUGGGGCACGUUGUUUUCAGGCAGUUAUCAGAACACUAUAGGAACACUAUUGUCACUUGAAGUGGCCUUUAGUUUACAACUGAUCUGGAAAUUGCCCGAUUUACCACCCAAUCUUUGGUUUCAAUUCCGAAUCAAAUUAAAAAAAAAACGCCAUAAUCGGUCGCUCAUGAACACCUUCCCUUCCUUCUCCUCACCACCCUCCAAUACACCAACCAUCCAGUCGGUGUGCAAACCCUGCCUCCGGGCCCCGUGGAGAAUGAGCGAUGGGCCCACGCUGGACUACGAGUUGCUGCUGUCCCCAGCCGGCUCUUCCCUCCCCGGCGGCGGCGGAGUCGGCAGCAGCAGUAGCCCGCCGCUGGCCAUGGUCGGGGUGGACGCCGAGCAGCGCACCGCUCUGGCCUUCGUGGGCCUCCUCAUGCUCUUCCUGGUCUUCCUGCUGGUCAGGUGCUUCAGGAUCCUGCUGGACCCCUACAGUCGCAUGCCCGCAUCAUCCUGGACUGACCACAAGGAGGGGCUGGAAAGGGGUCAGUUUGAUUAUGCGUUGGUGUAGGAGGGUUUUAACAAGGGUAAUAUUGCACACGGUUACAAUCUGCCAGAAUUGAGAUCUUCAUGUGGACAAUGAAUCGUAUUGGGAACACUCAAGGAGUUUUUUGGGGUAAAUGUUCACCUGGUUUUUGAUGACCUGUCUUAGUGUAAUUAUGAGGCAUACCAUGACUGCACUCAUGCAGACCAGCAGGACCACAAAAGCCAAAAUAAUGAAGCUGCACAGCUGCCUUAAUCUGACAUGUUGUAGGCCAAUAGCUUGACAGCACACAGCACAACCCAUGAGCAAAGUACCAAUGUACAUACAGUAUGAUUUAAGUUUCAUCAUCACCCAUAUUGGUUUAAAGCAGGGCUUUUCAAGUGUGGGUCAGUGAGAGAAUAUACAGCAAUCAAAUGUUAGUCUUGAAUAAUGCAAUUAAAAACCUAUAUUGCCACAAUAAGGUAACUCUAUAUGACAUUGCAACAGCGUUUUACUGUCACAGUUGGAACUGAUAGUUUUAGGGCCGAUGUCAGUGAUGAUGAAAAAAAGCUGCUUUACGAUACAUCAGCCAAUCCAUAAAUACAUAUCCAUUGAUAAACAGUAUUUUACAUAUCUGCUGUUACAAAUUACAAUCAACGUUGAUAUAGACAAAAUAUUUAUAUACUAUUCAUUCUUGUAUUACUGAAAGUUUGAUUCAAGACAAAGAAGCAGAAGGAGGACUAAUAUAUAAACCAGUGGUCAUUAACCUUUUUUUUUUUGUUUUCACAGACCAGCAAUGAUUGUGGCAGAAAAUUAUAGUAAAUAUGAAAUCGCUCGACGGGCCUGUAAAAAAGCUGUCCAAAGACCUUGCAGCACCCAGCCAACAGCAGCUAACAUUACUGCUUAAAUUGACUGACGCUGGGCUGCUAUAGAUAUGCAAACACCCCAGUAAUGGUGGCAAACCACUAGAAGAGACAGGCAUAUUGAUGUGUCAAGAGGCCCAGGCCAGAUUUCGGUCUUUUAAAAGUUUAUUUAUUAUUUCUCUGCAGCCCGGUAGCUAAUGUGCCACAGACUGGUACCGGUCACCGGCCCGGUGGUUGGGGAUCACUGAUAUAAACUGUAUAAUAAUCUUACAUCAAAUAAAGCUGGACAUUAACUAAGAAUUGCAUAAAUCCAAUGUCAUCUCUCGACAAUUUACACAUAAGGGUUUUAGUCAUUCAUGAAAUUUGAACAAUCACUUCCAUGUCUUUGCCUUUUUCACAAAAUACAUCUUACGCUCUUUUCAAACAUAAAACACUCUAAAUUUCGUGGAGAAAAAAAAAAUUGUAAUGCUCUCCUUGAAGUGCCCUAACAAGAGGAUGUUAUUGUUGCAUUUAAAUCUAAUAUCAUAUUCUUUCACAAAAUUCCAAUUAAU
This is a messenger RNA of Corythoichthys intestinalis (scribbled pipefish), 2687 nucleotides long. RefSeq names its product cortexin-1-like. The record is from RefSeq and is a predicted model, not a curated record. The transcript is spliced from 3 exons. The coding region runs from base 938 to 1321 and encodes 127 amino acids. NCBI's taxonomy places the organism in Eukaryota, Metazoa, Chordata, Actinopteri, Syngnathiformes, Syngnathidae.